Messenger RNA from Entrophospora sp. SA101, 411 nucleotides. The record is from the annotation of a GenBank genome assembly. NCBI's taxonomy places the organism in Eukaryota, Fungi, Glomeromycota, Glomeromycetes, Entrophosporales, Entrophosporaceae.
AUGAAGAUUACAUGUGAGAUUCAAAAUCGUAAAGAAUGGCAAGAAGCUGCAAGAUGUUGUCUGAAAGAUUUUGAUGCAACAACCGAGGAAGAAAAGAUAUUUGUGGAAAUUUUCACAGACUUGGCAAACAAAAUGUCGGAAUCUUCUGCCACCACUCAAAGGUGCUUUGAUCCAGUUCUUCUUGGUGCAAAGCCUGAUUUUGUUGUUAAAACAACGAAUCCAAAAACACAUAUUGAAUUGCUAAUUGGUGAGAUAAAACCACCAGCAAAAGAAGGUGCGCUCGUAUCGGAUGAUCUGAUCUCACUCGGAAAAACAAUGAAAUGCGCUCUAGACAAAUCGAUCGAGGACGGUGUUGAUGAUCUGGUUAUAUGUGGUUUACAAAUUAUUGGUACGUUAAAAAUUAUAGAGUAA